AACAGUGUGAUUGCGAACAACACAUAUCGUCAUCUUUCCCCACUUCCUAAAUGGAACAAUUAAGGAGAUAAAGAGGAGUUGCAGCUUGCUAAUGCUAGGUAGAUGAUACCAGAAAUUGCCAAAUCCUUGUGCACAUUUAAUUUCACAAACACUCCAAAGUCCAACUUCUUGGAUAUAACAUUAGCAUUCAUUACUCUGUCUGGGCCACUUCCCCUCCCCCAACCAACACCUUCCCAACCAAACAAACCAUAAUCUCUACUCUACACCCUAAAUAGCACAAUUCCAUAAAGAAAAGAAGAAAAGAAGAAAAGACUCAAAAGAAAAUAGAAAAUAAAAGAGAGGAAGGGUCAAGAAAAUAAAGAAGAGAUGAGCUUGAUAAAAGAAAUCCAAUUUAAAGAACAUGAGUGAGAUAGCUAGAGAGAGAGAGAGAUCAACAUAACAUUCUCCCACCAAAACUCAUUUCCCUUUUCCCAUUGAUGUUCUCUUCUCUCUCAACCUUCCCUCUGUUCUCCUGAUUCCAUUUGCAUGAGACAAACCCUACCCCCCUCAAUUCUCCAAUUCCUUCCCACACAAGUAAAGCCAUGGCAGCUCUGCAACCGCCAAAGACGCUGAUUCCUCUCAUUGACAAGCACAAGAACGACUGCCCCCAGCAAGGGAUCUGCAGCUUGCUCUGCCCACAACUCUGCUUGAAAGCCAUCUUCCCCAACCCCUCACCGCCAUCUCCACCCAACCAGGAAUUCUCCAACGCUGCAACCACCAACUUCUCCCCCAUCGUCAUCGCCAUCAUCUGCAUCCUCGCCGGCGCUCUCCUCCUCCUCUCCUACUACACCCUCAUCUCCAAGUACUGCCGCGGCCACACCACUGAGGAUCCUGACCCGAGCAGAAACAGGGGAAGGGGGCGGAGAAGAAGGCAGAACAAUCUCAUCCACCACAAUCACGCCGAUGAUGAUGAAUUCGGCGCUGCUGGUGAUGUCAUGAACUCCUCGCUUCACGAGCCGUGGCAGUGGCACGUGUCGCUGACUACCGGUCUGGAUGAAGCACAGAUCAAGUCCAUAACGGUCUGCAAGUAUAGGAAGGAAGAUGGGUUGUUGGUGGCGGGUGGCAGCGGCAGAGGAGGAACAGAGCAUCACUGCUGCUCUGUUUGUCUGAGUGAGUUCCGCGAUGGCGAGAGCUUGAGGCUGCUGCCCAAGUGUAGCCAUGCUUUCCACCUCGAUUGCAUUGAUACUUGGCUUAGGACUCACUCCACCUGCCCCUUGUGUAGAGCCAAUAUCUUCUUCUUUGGUACUGAAACUCCCGCUGCUGCUGCGGCUGGUGAUGGUGCGGGAAGGGUUGAGCUUGUCGUUGAAGAAGCAGAACAGAGUGAGGAUGAGUACUCCAACGGUGGGGGAAAUGAAGAGAGAGAUGAUCGGCUGCGGCCACCGGAGCAAGUGGUAAGGAGGUGUGCUUCUAUGGAUCAUUUGUGCCUUCGGAUGGGCAGCGGUGGUACUGAUCGCGGUGUGUCAAGGGAGGAAGAAGAAGGGAGUAAGCAUGAUUCUUCGAGUCAGAGUAGUACUAGUAACAGCAGCAGGAGAGUGGUGGAUACGGUGAAGAGAUCGUUUUCAAGUGGGAGAUUGUUCUACCUCGCCCGCCAUGGAAGUAGAACCUGCGUCGUCCAUCCCACCACUUUCCCUUCCACUUCCACAAGUAAUGUUUAGAACACGAAAUUGUAUGGAAGUUUGACUCUUUUCUUUCUGUUACCGCCAAAAUUGUUUAUAUCUAUUUAGUUGUUCUCCUCCAUCUGUCAUUUUCUUGUUCUUCUCUGAACUACAAAUUUUCAACCAAGGUCCAAACUAGAGGACCACAACCCAUAAACUAAAAUUUGACACAUAAUCUUAUGAUCCGCUCCUUAAUUUACGCGCUUAUAAGCAAGAAGGCCGAAGGCCAUUCCCGUCCAUGUCGAGGUAGAUGCCAACCAUCUCUCCUUUCUACAUACGAACACUUGCACGCUUAUAAGCAAUGCAGCACGGAUUAGGCAUUAACCCUAUUUAACCAGAAAAAGUAGUUGUAACCAAAUGAUUUUGGCAGAGACGAGAAAUUAGGUGGAUCACUGGAACUAUAACCAGGUCUCUGUUGCUGCAUCAUUAACUUUAACUUGUGGUUACUGGUUAAUGGUUAGAUGGGGCAUUAAAGUUGCUAACGAUGG
Messenger RNA from Linum trigynum, 2182 nucleotides. The record is from the annotation of a GenBank genome assembly. Lineage: Eukaryota; Viridiplantae; Streptophyta; Magnoliopsida; Malpighiales; Linaceae.